AUGUCGAAGCUGAUAAAAGCAGCUACUAAACCAAAAAACAACCUACCUAAGUCUAAAUUACUAGAACCAAUCAUAUCUGCAUCCUACACCGAUGAAGCUACUUUAAAUGAUCUUUUAAGAGCUCUAUCGCAAAGGUUACGCGAACCGCAUCCUAUCGUCGUCUUCAAAUCGCUAGUCAUAGUACAUUCUUUAUUUAGAAACGGCGACACUGAUUUGAUAUUAAGCUCGCUUUCACAUCACGAUACACUAAAACUAUCGAGGGUUUCAUCAUCCACUCAAAACAUACAAUCUUACUCGAACUACUUGGAUUCUCGUAUAAAAUCUUACAAAGAUCUUAGACACGAUAUCAUCAAGUCUCAAACUUCCUCCCGUGGUUCUUCACGUUCAAGCUUAGACCCUUCUCAGAGACCAAACCAAUUGCGUCUUCUAACAGUAGAGAAAGGUCUCCUUCGCGAGGUUAAACAUGUGCAAAAGUUGAUUGAUGCCCUUACCACUUGCAGAUUCUUCUUAGAUGAUUUGGAAGACGAGAUCACCGUCGCGGCACUACAACUUAACACCAAAGAUCUCUUGUCACUCUUUAGCGCUCUCAAUGAAGGUGUUAUCAACGUCCUUGAAAGUUACUUUGAAAUGAGUAAGAUAGACGCUACAGAGGCUCUCAAAAUAUACCGCACUUUCUGCAGACAAACAGAAAGCGUCAUCCAGUAUUUGAGCAUUGCUAGACGUUUACACAAUGUUUUGAAUGUUUUGGUACCUAAUAUUAAGCAUGCACCUUUAUCUCUCUAUGGUGCUCUAAAGGAAUACCUCGAAGAUCCAAACUUUGAGCAAAACAGAAUAGAGUAUAAACAUAACAAGUCUGUCAUUGAUGGUGGAUCCUCUGAUAGUAGACGUCGUUCAACCUAUCAACCACCUGCAAAAGCACCAUCACCACAACCACAACCAGUUACGCAAUCACAAAAUGAAGGGCAAACUAAUAAAGCGUUACCUGCAGCAGACUUCCUUGAUUCGAUUGAAAGCAAUCAAGGUACUAACGCGAAUACUUUUAAUGGGCUCCAACCAAACAACACCGUUAAUGGGUUCCAACAGAUGCAAAACCCACAACAACCAUUCUUACAGCCCCAAAAUACUGGAUACUUACCUUUCGCAUCGCCUCAGUCAAUACAUUCACAGUUCACUGGAUUUGCUGGCCAGAAUAAUACAGCUAACCCAUACCAGCAACAGCAGCAGGUACAGCAACCUCAAGUAUUCCAACAACAGGUACAACAGCCACAACAACAACCAUUUAUGUCACCUCAACAAACAGGUGUGCAGCCCCAGAUAACAGGUUUCCACCAGCAGGCAGGUAUUCAGCCUCAAAUGACUGGCUUCCAAGGUCAGCAAACUGGUAUUCAUCCUAGUGUACAACCUCAAAUGACUGGUAUACAACCACAAAGUACAGGAUUUAAUCCUUUCAGGGCAUCACUCUCUCCCGUGGCUACUGGCAUGCAAUCAUUUGAAGCGGUCGACCAAAACCAGAAUAAUCCAAUGAGAUCGCACUUUUUGUCGCAAAUUCCACCAGCUAAGCCUGUUACUGCACAAAAGACGGGUUCACGCAAUCCAUUUUCUAAUACUGGACAGAAUGUUGGUGGUUCUCAACCAACGCAAAGUCAGAGCGGUAGUAAUGAUAAUAAUGGACCAACAUUGAACAGUUUGGCAUUUAAUGCCUUCAAUCUGCAACAGCAGCAACAACAACAACAACAAUUUCAGCAACAACAACAGGCUUUUGAUACAUUUCCAAGCGGCUUUACUAACGAUAAUGGUUUGCAACCUCAACAGACUGGACAGCCAGACUUUGCUUCAAAGAAGUUCCAACCUACAUCUUCCUUUGGUACAACGCUAGAGAAACAAUUUGAUACUAACAAUCCAUUCCCAAGUCAAGGAAGUCAAACAACUCGGGGAAAUCAAGGAAACCACAGCUUAUCACCACAAUCAACCAGUCAAUUUUCAUCACAAAUGGCUAGUCAAUUACAGGUACAACCAACUGGUAACUUGUCACCCCAAACGGCUGGACAUAUGCAGGCACAACCUAGUGGGCAACUGCAGACACAACCAACUGGACAAUUCUCAAAUCAAAUGACUAGCCAAUUACAAGUGCAACCUAGUGGACAAUUUCAAACAUUACAAAUGCCGCAGAGGGAGCAAUAUACCGGAAUGAAUAAUCCAAAUCCAUUUAGAAUGUCUAUGAUGAAAUAA
Molecule: messenger RNA, 2229 nt
Organism: Wallemia mellicola CBS 633.66
Lineage: Eukaryota; Fungi; Basidiomycota; Wallemiomycetes; Wallemiales; Wallemiaceae
Product: ANTH-domain-containing protein
Exons: 8
Coding region: 1-2229 (742 amino acids)
Biological process (GO): clathrin-dependent endocytosis; clathrin coat assembly; vesicle budding from membrane
Cellular component (GO): clathrin-coated pit; clathrin-coated vesicle
Molecular function (GO): SNARE binding; 1-phosphatidylinositol binding; phosphatidylinositol-4,5-bisphosphate binding
Source: RefSeq, a predicted model, not a curated record